UUGACUAGAACUAGGCAAAAGUAAAAAGUGAAAAUUAUAAACCGCAAACUUAAGAAUCAUAAAAGAGAAAACUUACUUGAUUUUACAGGUGCAAAAUAUUUAUAUUUACAAGUGUUUUACGAUUCAUUUUAAAGUCUGUAUAAUGAUGUCAACAACAGAGGGGGAAUUGGACGUAGAAAUAUCUCAUGAAAAGGAAGAUGGCGAGUUGGAUGACUCUGAUGUAGAAGAGGGGACUUAUAUACCCUUGGAGCGCCCGGAGGUUUUUAAUCCGCCAUCACUUGUAAAUAUGCAAAUACAAGAUGAGCAAAGUGAUGAAGCUUCACUUGCUGAAUCUUCAGGCUCAGAGUCAGAUGAAGAGCCCAGACGUCGUGCAAAACGUACUAAAGUGAGGCCGCGACGCCCACAACAACAAAAAUCUGACCGCAACAAUAAAUACAAUAUAUGGUGUCAAGCUUUACAGGAAGACCUCUUGACUGAAGACAUGGGCACUUGCGAUGUUUCAAAGAAAAGCAGAUAUGGGGUUGAAUCUUAUGAUUACACUAUUAAGUAUAGAUUAGAUGAUAAUUAUAUUUCUAAGAAAGUAUUUUCUAGUAGUGAUUAUAACCAGACAAAUAAGAGAAAGUAUUCAGACAGAUCCAAUGUUAAGUUAAGAUUGGGGAAAAGAGUUAACAGCCACCAGCCAGUAGAGGAGAAACAAGAGUCAAGAUUUCUGCCAGACCUGGUUUUCACAUCAGAAGAUUCUAUUGCUAACCUUGCAGUAGAUAUUGCUGGAAAGCUAGGUGAAGAAAAGAAAGAUUUAGUUGCUAGAAUUGUAGAGGUGCUUGGUGCCAGUAAGGCAAUUGAAAUAUAUGAAGAGACACAAAAGGUUGAGGCUGAAGGGGGAAUGCUUGUAAUGAAUGGUACACGUCGACGUACACCAGGUGGAGUUUAUUUCUUUCUACUGAAGAAACAUGAUGAUGUGUCACAGGCUAUGAUUAAUCAAAUAUUUAAUGAAGACCGUAAAGAAACAACACGAAAAAUUAAAAAGACGCGCGCUAAGAGUCGUCAAAAGGUCAUGGAACAAUUAAAACAAAGUCUGACAGAUUCUGAACUACCAUCUCUUCUUUCAAGAGGAGAAGCAACCGUACAAACUGAACAUGGUUCAAAUCCACCACCAUCUCCAGCUACAGAUGCCCGAGAAUGUUCAAGCGACACUGAUACUCAUACAGAACACGAGCAGCAACCGUCACCAAUUAGGCCCUCAUCACCAAUACCUGACACUCGACCGAUACAAGCAUAUGAUGAUGAUGACUACCUUGAAGUGAUGUGUAAUGAUGAUAUGGAUAUGCUCUGAAGUAUUGUGAUAUGUGAUUAAGUGUUGUUAAUUAUGAGCAUGAUUUGGUAUUAUGAACAUACCAUUAAAAGUGCUAGAUGCCUAAAUUAUAAAUGCAAUAGUGCAUUAAUAAGUUAUGAUUAAAUUGGAAAGUAGAUAAUCAUUUCAUGUUCUGAAUGCAAUUUAAAUUUUAGAACAUUUUUAUUUUACAAAAAUGACAUAAUUGUAAAGUAAAACCAGUCAAAUUUAUAAUGAAGUAUUUGGUAUAUUUCAUGUACAAAUAUUUUCCUAUUUGCUUUGAGGUUUUUAAUGAUAAACAGCAAUGAUCUGAGUAGGUCAAUGAGAUAGGGGUCCUACUGACAAUGUUGGUAGAAACUAAUUAAAUUAUAAAGGCUGCUACAAUAUUUCUAAUUUUUGCAUGGCUUGACCAAUAUGAUGACAUCCUUAUUUAAAUAAAUGUGUUAGUUAUUAUUAUAUCUUUUUAGUGUAAGGCUAGGCUUUAAGGCCCCUACGGUUAUCAAUCUAGGCUAUGUUGUGCUAGGCCAGUGAUGUUUGGAUGAAAUGAGUAGAGUACUGUGCAACUAUCAGGCUGUGAUUUCUACUGCGGCCCAUUUGCCUGCCUUAUUAUGAGAGCUAUUAUUUGUACUUUGUUACAUGUAAAAAUAAAAUUAACUAAGAAGUAAUAUAAGCAAGGAUUAAAUUUGAGACACAACACUACUUUUAACAGUAAUGGUUUUGUAUUCUAGAUUGUAUCCACCGGAGAUCUAUGAUUACAACUAGUAGGUAUAUUGAAUAUUCAAUGAACUUACUAAUACCAUUGAACAGUGUGAACAGUCAAGCCAUAAAAUAAAUAGUUAUAUUUUGUAUGACACUAUUGAUUGUGAUUCUUAUUUGGAAAAUAACUAAUGUUUGGAAGUAAUAGGCCUAAUUUUAUAUAGUAUUACUAUGAUCAUUGUUUUAAAAAUUGUUUCCUCAAACUGUGGCACAAAUUUU
Messenger RNA from Pieris brassicae (large cabbage white), 2305 nucleotides. RefSeq names its product phosphorylated adapter RNA export protein (gene Phax). The transcript has 6 exons. Gene Ontology annotation, biological process: snRNA export from nucleus. The record is from RefSeq and is a predicted model, not a curated record. The coding region runs from base 143 to 1333 and encodes 396 amino acids. Lineage: Eukaryota; Metazoa; Arthropoda; Insecta; Lepidoptera; Pieridae. Gene Ontology annotation, cellular component: nucleus.